Chironomus riparius is the source of this 1705-nucleotide messenger RNA. The record is from the annotation of a GenBank genome assembly. Lineage: Eukaryota; Metazoa; Arthropoda; Insecta; Diptera; Chironomidae.
UGUCAAUUAAGUUCUUUGCAUGUUAAAAAGUGCAGCAAAAAUAAAAAAAUAUGAAAAUUUUUAAUGAGAAAUUUUCAAUUCUUCUUUUGAUGAUGCCAAUCAUUGCCUUUUGUGACUCGCAUCGAACAUAUGAUGGCUACAAAGUGUACGAAGUCACAUUAGGGACACAAAACGAUGUGAAUUUCCUUAAAUCAUUAACUGAAGUAGAUGAUGAUGACAGUUUCGAUUUUUGGUCACUACAAAGCACCGUGGGAAGUGUGUCAACUGUCAUGGUUAAACCAGAUCGACAAAAUUGGUUCGAAAAAUCUCUCGCAAAUAGAAAUAUCCAAUACAGAGUAUCAAUAAUGGAUUUAGAAAACGUAAUAAAUGAAGAACGUCAAUAUCAAUUAAAAAUGAAAAGCAUUCAUUGGGGAAGGAGCAUGAAUUCUGAUGAAAUGAGAUUCGAUCGAUAUUAUGAACAUGAUGAGAUAAAUAAAUAUCUCGAUAGUCUAGCAUCAUCACAUAAAAAUGUUGAGGUAAAAGUCAUUGGAAAAUCAUACGAGGGACGUGAUAUAAAAGUAAUAAAAAUUACUAAUGGUGAUGGGAUUGAAAAGAAGAAUUCAAUUUUCAUCGAUGCUGGCAUUCAUGCACGUGAGUGGAUUGCACCUGCAACUGCACUUUAUGUCGUUCAACAACUUCUGAAUGACGAAUCGAUGGCAAAAAUCCUCAAUAUUCUCGAUAUUGUUGUUAAUCCGGUCGUAAAUCCCGAUGGAUAUCAAUAUACACACAAAAAGGAACGACUGUGGAGAAAAACGAGAAGUAAAAAUAUUCCGGGAUGUGUUGGAACUGAUGGCAAUAGAAAUUUUGAUUUUCAUUGGGGUGAGGUUGGAGCUUCUCCCAUUCCUUGUAUGGAGACUUAUCGUGGUAAUAAAGCAUUUUCUGAAAAAGAGACACAGGCACUGCGUGAUGCUGUUGGUGAAAUCAAAGACACAUGCAAAUUUUAUUUGACUCUUCAUUCUUAUGGAAAUUACAUGCUGUAUCCAUGGGGUUAUACAUCAAAGCUACCAGAUACCUGGAAGGAUCUUGACGAUAUCGCACAAAUUGGAGCGUCAGCUAUCAAGAAUGCAACUGGAACAACAUACACAGUUGGAAGCUCAACAAACGUAUUGUAUGCUGCAGCUGGUGGAAGUGACGAUUACAUGUUUGCUGUUUUCAAUGUCCCAAUUUCAAUUACAAUGGAAUUACCUGGCGGUGGUCAAAAUGGCUUUGACAUGCCUGCAAGUAAAAUUGAUGAGACAGUACACGAAAGUUCGAUUGGAAUUUUUGCAAUGAUUCAAGCUGUUGGACAGAAAUACAACUGAUUUGUGCUUCAAAUAUUUUCGUUUGAUGUAAUUGAGUAUUGCUUAAUAUAAGGCUUACAUAAUUUUGUUGUCUGUGGUUAGGGAAAUUGUAAAUGAUUGGAGAUGAAAAUUUCGUUAUUAGAAAUUUGUUUGGACUUCCUGCUAACAAGCUUGAUUUAAUUGAAUUUUGAAUUCUGGUAGAUGUGUAAAAUUUUUGAGUUUUAAUUAAUUUGCUGAUAUUUGAGUCAAAUUUUGUUUGAAGAAUUGUUUUGAAUUUAAUAAGAUAUGAUUUUGUAGGUUUUGCUCACGUUUGAAUCCCAGGCAAUUACAUACUUAGCAAUUUUUUACAACUUUGUUUAAAUCAUGUUAAAUUAAAUUAAAAAAUU